This is a messenger RNA of Mercurialis annua (annual mercury), 1525 nucleotides long. RefSeq names its product probable RNA 3'-terminal phosphate cyclase-like protein. Bases 96 to 1229 code for a protein of 377 amino acids. The transcript has 5 exons. The record is from RefSeq and is a predicted model, not a curated record. Gene Ontology annotation, molecular function: RNA endonuclease activity. Gene Ontology annotation, cellular component: nucleolus. Gene Ontology annotation, biological process: endonucleolytic cleavage of tricistronic rRNA transcript (SSU-rRNA, 5.8S rRNA, LSU-rRNA); ribosome biogenesis. Lineage: Eukaryota; Viridiplantae; Streptophyta; Magnoliopsida; Malpighiales; Euphorbiaceae.
AGUUCAAGCCAUUUUUCCUGCUGUUCUUCUUCAUCUUCUUGGUCUUACUAAUUCUGUUUUCCCGCACAAAAAGAAGGUUGCUGAAUACACAAAAAAUGGGGAAAAUAAGCUAUAAGAAGCUAAAAGGCAGCCAAAACUUCCGGCAGAGACUCUUAUUAUCAACCCUCUCCGCCACUCCUAUUCUCAUCGAAGAUAUUCGAGCCGAAAACACGCUGCCGGGCCUCACUCCCCACGAAAUCUCCUUCCUCCGCCUUUUCGAAAGCGUCUCCGAUGAUUGCCAUAUCGAAAUUAAUGAAACCGGUACAAAGUUGAAGUACAAGCCUGGGAUUGUAAUGGGCGGAAAACAUUAUGUUCAUGAUUGUGGUGUUAGUAGAGCUAUUGGGUAUUUUUUGGAGCCAUUGAUUGUUCUUGCUUUGUUUGCUAAGAAACCCCUUGAGAUUCGACUUAAAGGGAUUACGAAUGACACUAAGGAUCCAUGUGUUGAUACUUUUCGCUCUACUUCCUUACCCAUGUUGAAGCAAUUUGGAGUUCCGCCAGAAGGGUUGGGAUUGAAAAUAGAGAAUCGUGGAUCUCCGCCUCUUGGAGGUGGGGAAGUUGUUUUAUCAGUUCCUGUUGUUCAAAGUCUACAGGCAGUCAACUGGAUUGAUGAGGGAAUGGUUAAGAGGAUUAGAGGAGUAACUUACUCUACUAGAGUGUCGUCUCAGUUUGAAAAUACUAUGAUACAUGCUGCCCGAGGAAUCUUUAAUCGUUUACUUCCAGAUGUUCACAUUUUUACUGAUCAUAAAGCUGGUCUUCAGGCUGGAAACUCUCCUGGUUAUGGAAUUUCCUUGGUUGCUGAAACGACUACUGGAUGCUUUAUUUCUGCUGAUACUGCUAUUUCAUAUGCUCGAGGGGAUGAUCUAGGUGAACUGGAUGAUGAAAAGAAAGAGUUGAUGCCUCCAGAAGAUGUUGGUAAGCAAAUUGCUUCAGUUCUUCUUGAAGAGAUUGAGCAAGGUGGAGUUGUAGAUUCGACACACCAGGCAUUAUUAUUUCUUCUAAGUGCAUUAUGUCCGCAAGAUGUAUCAAAGAUUCGUGUUGGGAAGCUCUCACCUUACGGAAUUGAAACUCUGAGAAAUAUCAGAGAGUUUCUGGGGGUUAAAUUUGUUAUUAAGCCAGAUCCCUCGACAGGGACAGUUAUACUCAAAUGUGUGGGAUGCGGGUUGAAGAACCUCUCUAGGAAGACCUCAUAAUGGCAAUCAGUGACAAUAUGAUACGACAAUUUUGCUGGAGAAGGUUCUGUUCAUUUAUUCAAGUUUUUAUUAAUAGGCUUAGCAUGGAGGACAGCAGUUGCAGCUUUGUGCAAUCGGUUAAAUUGAAACUAAGAUGUUGUAAAGUCGCCUGGACUAGACUUUUGAUUGAUCAGUUCAAUUUGUAGGGGCCAAGUCCUUUUAGAGUUUACAUAUAUACUGUUCAUGUAAACUUGGUCGUCCAGUGAUCAAAAUUUUGAUAUUCAUUGAUUAAAGCAAACAAGUAAAGUUUUGGGAUA